Messenger RNA from Falco peregrinus (peregrine falcon), 2362 nucleotides. RefSeq names its product RELT TNF receptor (gene RELT). Gene Ontology annotation, biological process: apoptotic process. Lineage: Eukaryota; Metazoa; Chordata; Aves; Falconiformes; Falconidae. The record is from RefSeq and is a predicted model, not a curated record.
AUGCUUCCGGCAGGUGGCGGUGUCCGCGGGGGGGGUGUCAGCCGAGCCCGCCGCGCUGGGGCCAGGCGCGGGAAAGGGGGUGGGGCCCCGCCAGGUGACGUCAGUAAGGGGGCGGGGCGAGCGGUAAGCGCGCCGGCGGGUUCAUUCAUAAGGAGCAGGCGCGCUCGGCUGGGCAGCCGUGCAGCGUGGGGGCAGGUCUGCGCUGGUGAUGAGGAGGAACAGGAUGCAUUGGUGGCUUGUCAUCGUCCUGGGGCUUCUUCCCUGGCAGGGGCUGAUAGGGAAUGCUACUUCCCCUGGAGCCACCGUGUUGUCCUGUGUCUGGGAGAUGCUCUUCGGGUGGACCAUGCAGGUAGCCCAGGGGCUGGGACUGCUCCCUUGGGGUGGCCUGGUCUGAGUGAGGGUCACCAUGGGCUUGUGCUGGCUGUGGUGCUGAGCCUGCCUGGCGUGGGGGCUGGGAGCUGUGGUCCCCGGGAGCGUGGGACACCGGGAUGCCCGUCCGGACAGGAGCCCACUGGGGUGUGUGGCUCGGCGCAGGGUCCAGCGGGGACAUGCCGAGCUUGUCCCCCUGGCACCUUCUCACCAGGGGAUGUAUCCUGCUCGGCUCACACCCACUGCCGGGCCAGGAACAGGAUCCUGCUGGCACCGGGGACGGCAGUGACUGACAGCCGCUGCGGAGCCUGCCUGCCAGGGUUUUACAGCCCUGAAGGGGAGAGGGAGCCCCAGGGCCGGUGCCUACCCUGUGCCACCGCUCCCCGCAGCACCCCGGGGUGCCCAGGCCACCAGCGAGCUCGCAGCCCUGAAACACUGGACUGGCCGGCAAGGACCAACGGGACGCAGAUGACCCUGAUGGGUGAGGGAGAGGAGGAAGAGGCGGUGGCGGCGCAGGUGACCAUGCUGACCAUUGUCCUGGUCUUCUGCACCAUGGGGUUGUUGGGCAUCCUGGUGUGCAAUGUGUUGAAGAAGACUGGUUACUGCACUGCCAGCAAGGACCCCCAGCCUGAUGGCACUGGCCCCAGCUCCAUCUACCAGCUGGAGGAUGCCAACGAGGACACCAUUGGGAUGCUGGUGCGGUUGAUCACUGAGAAGAAAGAAAACGCUGCAGCGCUGGAGCAGCUGCUGAAGGAGCAUCAUGGCCAACAGCCAAUGCCACCAGGCUGCACCCCCCUGAAUAAGCUGCACCUCCUGCCUCAGUUUCCCCCCUCCUGCUGGCAUCAGCACCUCCACACCGUCCAGGGUCCAGCCCCCUGCACCCGCUGCUGCCAGAAGUGGCCUGAAGUGCUGCCACUGCUCAAUGCCACCAAGGUCCCCAAACCCAAGGGGUGUCCCAGGGAAGUGCCCAUCCUCUCCGUCGGCAGGUUUCAGGUGUCCCAGGUCCCUGAGAUGAGGAGCGAAGCGGGGGGCGAACCCCCUGGUCGUUGAGAAGCACUGAUGGCCCCCGGAGCUGGCACCUACCCUGAGGGCUGCCUUGGGGUCAUGGUGACACCCAUGAAGACCCCAUGGAGGGGACAGAGGACAUUGGGCACAGUGAGAAAGCCCGUCCCACCUGGAGCCAUGAAAUGCUGGAAGUGGCAGCUUGGCUUCCUGCUCCAAGGUGUCCACUGGCAGCACAGCAAAUCCAAUGUCUUGCCCAGCUGGUGAGAUGAGGUUCCCCGUCCCUGAGGUCUAGUGGUGGCCUGACGGAGAGCAUCUCUGGGAGCCAUGACGCUGGAGCACAGCUCUACUGGAGGCACCAUGCAACGGAGGGCAUUGCAUGGCCAGGAUGCUGUUUCAUGGUCACCACCUGGGUCUGUUCAGCUGAAGCCCCUUCAGCAACAUCAUGAGCUUGAUUCCCCUCCAUCACCAGGUGCCAGCACUCAACAUCGCAGGCUGAUGACUGGCUCUGGAUCAUGGGACAGCUCCCACCUCACCAACAACCCAACAGGGGCAUGGGUUGCUCUGGCCAAAGCUGGCUCCUGCAUCCUCCAUCUAAAGUCCCAAUCAGCCCAGAACAGUGGUGGUGAUGCUCACCAUGAAGAUCACACACUUGUCUUUCUAUAGAAGCUGUUUCUAUAUAUCACGUUGGCUUGGCCACGUUGGGGGUCAGUGGGACAACCCACCCAAGUUUGGGUUGGAGACCAUCGAGCUGCACCACCAACCUAGAAAUGGGCAUAUGGCCAGUCCCCUUCACUUCUCCAUGUCACCACACCAAAAAAACAACCACCAAAACCCUCUCGGGCUCUUUUAUUUAUUUUUUUUUUCUGGAAACAUUUUAAUAGUUAUCGAAUGUUCUACAUCUUACAGUAAAUAUCGUACAGUUACAAACUCUUGGCUGAAAUCUGUCAGGGAGAUCACAACCUGAACUUCAGAACCAAAACCAGAACAG